Molecule: messenger RNA, 3517 nt
Organism: Cephus cinctus (wheat stem sawfly)
Lineage: Eukaryota; Metazoa; Arthropoda; Insecta; Hymenoptera; Cephidae
Product: START domain-containing protein 10
Exons: 7
Coding region: 150-959 (269 amino acids)
Molecular function (GO): lipid binding
Source: RefSeq, a predicted model, not a curated record
AAUUCAGUUACGCGAAAUUUCCUAUCGUAUGUUACAUUCGUCGACCCGUUGAUAUGACUCUCUUAUCGUUUAUCUGAUCCGGCCGCGUAUCUUUAUAGUUCAAGAACAACCGUGUACGUCGAAUAUUGCGUUAGACGGCUCUGAGUACAAUGGAUAUUGGAGUUGUCAAGAUUGCUGAAGACAAAGAUUUUGAAAAGUUGAAACGACUUUACGAUGACAACAAUGAUUGGAGGCUGGACUACAAUAAGCCUGAUAUAUCUGUUUGGACCAAAUCUGUUCCAGGAAUUAGUUUUCGUAUGGUGAAAAUAAGAACAAGAUUUCCUGAUGUCAUGCCUGAGACCUUGUACGACGUUCUGCACGAUCCAGAAUAUAGAAAAGUCUGGGAUACGCAUAUGAUUGAGUCGAAAGAUAUAGGCUUUUUUAAUCCUAAUAAUGAUAUUGGUUACUACUCCAUGGCUUGUCCAUCACCAUUGAAAAAUCGAGAUUUUGUACUGCAGCGGUCAUGGCUCGAUACAGGAUUGGAGCAGCUUAUUUUAAAUCACUCCGUUUUCCAUAAAGAUUACCCACCCAGGAAACAUUAUGUAAGAGCAACGUCAUAUCUCACAGGAUAUAUCGUACGACCUUCUUUAAAUGGGGAUGGUUCAGAAUUGGGGUAUGUUUCGCAUACAGAUCCUCAUGGAAAAUUACCUGUAUGGCUGGUUAACAAAGUUACGCAGAUAUUUGCACCAAAGUUAGUAAAAAAAUUGCAUAAAGCAUCAGUAGGUUAUCCAAGUUGGAAAUUACAAAAUAAUCCAAAUCUUAAACCCUGGCAUUAUCCUGAGCAAAUAACAGCACCUCGAAUACAAAUCGAAGAUUGUGUAAAGUCAUUGGAAGAAAAGAACUUGAAAAAUAAUUACGUCGACGAAUCCGAAUUAAGGGAGGCACCGAGUAAAGAAGUUUCCAUAAUGGACAGUGAUUAGCAUUUAUAAAUAAUUAUACAAGUAAGCCUUCUCGUAAAUAAGUGUUAGUACCGUUGAAUCUAGUCCAUUCGGUACAGUAUUAUAGUUCAUAAAAUAAUGUGAUCAAUUUGGUUGACACCAUCAUAAGGAGUUCUCAUAUAGUCCUAUUUGCGACUAGUUACAGUCGAUAAAAUAUCAACAUGUGACACACGUCGAGGCCUGCUUUGCAUUAGAAGCUAAUUUAGAUGUUUUUGUGAAAUCGUCGUUACACGGAGGAUGGAAAAUUUGCAUAGAUUCUUCGUGCUUCAGACAUCCCUUAAAAAAACGUGACGCACAAUAUAAAAGGUAUAUUAAAUUUUCCAAGAAUCUCUGGGUACUAUAUCCAUUAAAGUAAUAUACUUACAUAAGAGGAAGAAGAAGAGAACACACAAAAAUUGAGAUUUUAGACCGUAUUCAGAACUCGCUCUUAAAGUCACUAACAGCGUCGCUUUUAGUUAAAAGUCACUAUGAAAAAAUUUAAGAGCGCGUUAUUUGCACUAAAAGCGAGUUCUGAAUACGGGCUAUGGUGUCUACAAAUUUCGUAAAGCAACAACAGAAUUUUAUUCGAGCAGAAUAUAUGUCUUCGUAUAUAUAUACUGAUGUACCAAUUAUAUUGUGCGUUUUCGAAUCUUAUUGCUCAUCAUGAUUAGUAAUGAUAAGAGCCAAAAGAGGUUCACGGCUUAAUGCCGAUAGCUAAACACUUAUGUCAAAGAUCAGGGAAUUUUGAAAUUCGUAUUACGAAUAUACCAGCGACAUAUAGAUAUCGAACCCCCUACAUGAUAAAGCUAAAGGAAUAAAAAACAGUUCUGUACAAAGUAUUUAUAAUCGAAUAUUCUAUUUAACGGAAUGGAUAUUGCUUUCAAUCUUAAAGUUUUGAAACUUGGACAUGUUUAAAGGAAAUGAAGAGUAUAGUGUAUAACAGUCGAAAUAUAUUGAUUCACUGUGCGAUCAAAGCAUCAUGCAUGUUUCUAAUUCUGUUUCAUUUUGAUGUUCUUUAAAAUACGUAAAUAUAGCAGCAAUGUACAGGUGCUAAAAAUUUACAUAGUUUUAAUAAAUAUCUCAGACUUUUCAUUUCAGUUUCACGCGGUUUACUGUACUUCGAUUAAGCAGGGUCAAUUUCUAUAUUUACCCGGUAAACAUUGGAACACUUGGAAAAACUGUGGAUCGUUCUGAAAAUUUUGGAGAAUUUUUUAAGUAGACAAUGUUUUCCAAACAUUCCAUGUUUAACGGGUAUUUUUCUCAGAUCAAGCGCGUUUCUUAGAUCUCACUGUUCUGCGUGCAAAUUAUUAUACCUGUAUCUUGCAUCCUGGACAUUCACUACUUUAAAAUGCAUCUCUAUUUUGUAAUCAUAAUUAUGUACUAGUUUUCUGUACUUUUCUACUGCGAAUACGCAGGCCUACUUUGACUGAUACAACAGUAUAUCGCUUUUUCAAUUCUAUCGAAACUUAUUAUACUUAUAAGAAAAUAAUUAUUUCACUAUUAAGUGAUGAUAUGAUAUGAUAUAUUGGUUUAAAAAAACUGUGCACUCGUCAUUUAUUAAUGCACCAUAAACACCGUCUUAUCUACCAACGUUUCAAAUCAACAAUUUACACGCCUAUUAAAUUUUAUCUCCAUAGCGUGGACGACAAAGAAUUAUUUCUCAAGGCGUUUCUAUAUGUCGAGGUGUUAGGUUCGGCGACAUAAUAAUUAAAAUCCGAGCGUCAAUUUAAAGACAAAUAAUUAGCUUAACUCCAUUUUAUUUCAUGGCGCUAACCUCGCAGUUUCGCUGUUAUAUAAUAUUUAAGCGAGAUAAAUUGUUUAUUUACUUGCAGAAACGAAGUAGAACAUAUUUCUUCUGUCGAAUUGACUCUUCCAUAAUCGAUUCGUAUAUACCUUAUAGUACUUAAUAAUAUGUUUAUAUAACGACUCAUCUCGAUCACAAUUAAAUAUUAAGUAACGUAUACGUAUAUCAAACCCCUCUUUCGUGAGAUCAAUAUAAUCAUUGUUUCUCUACUAAUUGAAAAGUACGUAUAUGUACACAAUCUAACAGUACUACUCGACUCGUGAGCCUUAUUACUCUUGUAUUACUAUUUGCUACAUUAUUUCGCUUCCUAUAUCGUUUUCUUUCGUGUAAUCUAUAAUGGAAUGAAAUUCCGUGUUUUUUAAAUCAUUUAAGAUACGUAUUGAGAAAUUGGGCUGUGGAUACAAUAAAAACAGUUACUUGCAAUAUAGUAAAAAUCCUUUAUUCGGUUUCAUAUAAUUAUGAUGUACAGUCCUAAAGUCUAAGAGAUCCUCUUUAAAAUCCUGUAAAUAGCUUCGAAAAUUGUGUCAAGGCUCAUUAGUUGUAACGUAUAGAAAUUUUCUGUGAAUCUUUAACGUCGGAUGAAAUUUUUGGAAAUAUUUUGAUGCUUAGAAGCAGACGUUUGAGGAGUCACGUUGAAUGGUUUAGAGGUUUGCGAUGACAUUGUAUUAGCCAAUAAUACAUAUGAACUGCAUAUUCACACAUUGUAUAUAAAUAAUUAUACAUGAUACAAAUGAUUAUAAAAUUGGUUAAAAACUUU